Endocarpon pusillum Z07020 is the source of this 1176-nucleotide messenger RNA. RefSeq names its product 60S ribosomal protein L3. The transcript has 5 exons. Gene Ontology annotation, molecular function: RNA binding; structural constituent of ribosome. Gene Ontology annotation, cellular component: cytosolic large ribosomal subunit; ribosome. The record is from RefSeq and is a predicted model, not a curated record. Lineage: Eukaryota; Fungi; Ascomycota; Eurotiomycetes; Verrucariales; Verrucariaceae. The coding region runs from base 1 to 1176 and encodes 391 amino acids. Gene Ontology annotation, biological process: ribosomal large subunit assembly; translation.
AUGAAGCAGCACAGCUUCUCCCCACCAAGCUGUUCGCUAGCUUUCCUACCUCGAAAGCGAGCCUCGAGACAUCGUGGAAAGGUUAAGAGUUUUCCCAAAGAUGACCCCAAGAAACCCGUACACCUCACCGCAGCCAUGGGCUACAAGGCCGGCAUGACAACUAUUGUCCGUGAUCUCGAUAGACCGGGUGCGAAGAUGCACAAGAAGGAGGUGGUCGAGGCUGUAACCGUUAUUGAAACUCCACCAAUGAUGGUUGUCGGGCUUGUUGGCUAUAUCGAAACCCCUCGUGGUCUCCGAUCCCUUACAACUGUCUGGGCCGAGCAUCUCAGCGACGAGCUAAAGCGACGAUUCUACAAGAAUUGGUACAAGUCAAAGAAGAAGGCAUUCACCAAGUAUGCAAAGAAACACUCCGAAAACAAAGCAUCCUCAAUCACCCGAGAGCUCGAGAGAAUCAAGAAGUACUGCACUGUGGUGCGAGUCCUUGCUCAUACACAAAUCCGUCAGACACCGUUGAAACAAAAGAAAGCCCAUCUUAUGGAGAUCCAGGUAAAUGGCGGCAGUGUAGCGGACAAGGUCGAAUUUGGUCAUGGUCUUUUCGAGAAGCCCGUGGACAUUGACACAAUUUUCGAGCAGGAUGAGAUGAUCGACUGCAUCGCUGUCACCAAGGGACACGGCUUCCAGGGAGUGACUAGCAGAUGGGGAACGAAGAAGCUUCCAAGAAAGACUCACAAGGGUUUGAGGAAAGUUGCUUGCAUUGGCGCCUGGCAUCCAUCCCAUGUCCAAUGGACUGUUGCUCGAGCUGGUCAAGAUGGUUAUCACCACCGGACUUCGGUCAAUCACAAAGUGUAUAGAAUUGGCAAGGGCAGCAACGAAGCGAACGCUUCUACAGAGUUCGACCCAUCGAAGAAGCAAAUCACUCCGCUUGGUGGCUUCGUCCGCUACGGUGAGGUGAAAAACGACUUUGUCUUGCUCAAAGGAUCUGUUCCCGGUGUCAAGAAGCGAGUCAUGACACUUCGCAAGUCGAUGUUCCCUCAUACAUCCCGAAAGUCCCUCGAGAAGGUCGAGCUCAAAUGGAUCGAUACGUCUUCGAAAUUCGGUCAUGGCGCCUACCAAACAGCAGCAGAGAAGAGACACUACCUGGGCACACUCAAGAAGGACCUUUCUGCAGCGGCAUAG